Molecule: messenger RNA, 1582 nt
Organism: Cynara cardunculus var. scolymus (artichoke)
Lineage: Eukaryota; Viridiplantae; Streptophyta; Magnoliopsida; Asterales; Asteraceae
Product: omega-hydroxypalmitate O-feruloyl transferase-like
Exons: 3
Coding region: 70-1386 (438 amino acids)
Molecular function (GO): acyltransferase activity, transferring groups other than amino-acyl groups
Source: RefSeq, a predicted model, not a curated record
ACACCAUUUUGGUUUUCUACUCUCAUCUCCCAAAAUUAAAGGUUUUUCAAAAUCAACAAGACUGCUAGAAUGGUGACUACCGGAACCUACAGUGAUAAGUCAGGGGUUGAAUUGAUUGUCACACGGAUGGGAGAGCCGACGCUUGUGCAACCCUUUGAGGAAACUGAAAAGGGUCUCUAUUUCCUGUCUAACUUGGACCAGAACAUUGCUGUUAUAGUGCGUACAAUUUAUUGUUUUAAGUCUGAGGAGAAAGGGAAUGAGAUGGCCGCUGAGGUGAUUAAGGAUGCGUUGUCUAAGGUUCUUGUUCAUUACCAUCCUGCUGCUGGAAGGUUGACCAUUAGCUCUGAAGGGAAAUUGAUAGUCGAUUGCACCAAUGAAGGUGCGGUUUUUGUUGAGGCCGAGGCUAACUGUAAUAUUGAAGAUAUCGGUGAUCAUACAAAACCUGAUCCUAUGACUCUUGGCAAGUUGGUUUAUGAUGUUCCUGGUGCUAAAAACAUUCUUGAAAUUCCUCCGCUUGUUGUUCAGGUUACAAAAUUCAAAUGUGGAGGAUUUGUGCUUGGACUGGGGAUGAACCAUAAUCUGUUCGAUGGAAUUGCCGCCAUGGAAUUCAUCAGUUCUUGGAGCCGAACCGCCAGAGGCUUACCGCUAGAAGUGCCUCCAUUCCUCGACCGGACGAUUCUCAACGCCAGAAACCCUCCCCUCGUCGAAUUCCCUCAUGAUGAAUUCGCCGAGAUCGAAGACGUAUCAAACACCGUUGAUCUCUACAAAGAAGAAUUAGCUUACCGCUCGUUUUGUUUCUCACCGGACGACAUUCAACGCCUCAAAAUCAAAGCCACCGCAGACGGCGACAUGCCGACUUGCACCUCUUUUGAAGCUCUAUCGGCUUUCGUCUGGAAAGCCAGAACCGAAGCACUUCAAAUGAAACCAGAUCAGAAAACAAAACUCCUCUUCGCCGUAGACGGACGCUCCAGAUUCGAACCACCGUUGCCGGAAGGAUACUCUGGUAACGGCAUCGUGCUAACCAACUCUAUAUGCAAGGCCGGAGAACAGAUAGAAAAUCCGCUGUCGUUCACGGUGAAGUUAGUUCACGAGGCGGUGAAAAUGAUUACUGAUGGUUACAUGAGAUCUGCGAUUGAUUAUUUCGAGGUAACAAGAGCUAGGCCAUCACUGGCGUCUACGCUGUUGAUCACCACAUGGUCAAAACUAUCAUUCCACGCCCAGGAUUUCGGUUGGGGCGAGCCGAUUAUGUCAGGUCCGGUGGCAUUACCGGAGAAAGAAGUAAUCCUGUUCUUAUCACAUGGAAAGCAGAGGAAAAGUGUGAAUGUGUUGCUUGGAUUGCCUGUUUCCGCCAUGAAAACCUUCGAAGAACUCAUGAAGCACAUCUAGAUCUACAAAAUCAAGGUUCAUCAUGGAAUUACUAUCUGUUGCCAAAAUAUUUGCUAUUUUUUUCAUGAUUUUUAUCUUUAAAUUUACAGAAUUCAUAUCGAUAUCAUAUAUUGAAAGCUCGAUUCACUUGACUGAACUUGUAUUGAAGACGUGGAAAGCUAGAUCUAUGAAUGAUGAUUUGUGUUUUUGCUAAAAA